AUGUCCAACAUGGUUUUCAACACCGUCACUUUUCAUCAAAUUCUACAACCGAACGGCGAGUAUUUCACGGUGCCGAGGCGUUAUGAAAAUAUUCAGCCGUUUCUGGCCGAUAAACCGUUUGUGGCGUAAGCGAGCAUUUCAUGCAAGUCUUUAAGGUUCCCUAAUUUUUAUUUACAGUAUGGCAUACGACAUGGCAACACGGCGACCCGUUGUCAUUAAAAAAGUGGUGCUUCCCGACAACUUCAACGAUCGGUAAGUGAAUUCAAAAAUUGGAGAUAGGAGAAGCGAAUUGUAUUUUAGCCAAAACUGGAAGCGUGCUCAACGCGAACUCUACUGCAUGUUGCUCAUUGAGCACGAGAACAUUGUCAGGAUGCACAGUGUGUUCACGCCCGCCGAGAACAUCAAUGACAUGACCGAGUUCUAUAUUGUCCGCGAGUAUAUGAGCGGAAACAUGAAGAUGGUAAUUAUCUUCUCUUUUUCAAACAUUGGUUUCCUUUAGUUAACCAAUCAUGGCCAACAUUCAACAAUCAAGUCGAUCUUCUUCGACAUUUGUCGAGCUGUACAAUACUUUCACAAUGUGAAUAUUAGUUAUCGCGUGAGCAGAUGAAAAAAGCGAAAUUUUCAAAGUGACUAGACUAUUUUCAGGAUCUGAAGCCUCAGAACAUUUUGAUUCAAGAUUCCGAAGUGAGAAUAUGCGAUUUUGGGCACGCGAACACGGAAGACCCGAAUAUGAACACUCCGUACAUUGUGCAGAGGUACUACCGGGCUCCCGAGAUCAUUUGCGAAACUUGCGACAAUAAUAAGACUAGCGGUUAGUCACUUUUCAAAUCGUUCUCGUUCUAUAUCGAUUUCCAGUUGAUAUCUGGUCGCUGGGCUGUCUUUUCGCCGAGUUGCUCACCAAUCACGUGCUGUUCCAGGGAGACGAUCAUAUUGAUCAAUUUUUGAAGAUUGUCCGUUACAUGGGAAAUCCGGCGCCGGUUUUCUAUCAAACAAUCGGCAAUCAGUACGCCAAACACUUUUUGCAGCAUAUUCGAUUGGAUGAGUGAGUUUUUUGUUCGUUUGUUUAGACAGUGCUCGAGUUGCAAGUUCAGAAUUCCGGAACCUCGGCCGAUUCGUGAACGCUUCCCCGACAGCUGGUUCCAGCCGGGACUACAGACGGAUCCGAGGCAAUGCGAGCUGGCGCGUGACCUUCUUUUUAAGAUGUUGGUGGUCAAUCCCGAUUUUCGAGUCAACAUUCAAGAGAUUCUCACGCAUCCCUACCUGGCCGACGUGUGGCAGGACGAGGGAAUGGAGAUCGGCGAUUUGGAGCCACCGCCGGCGCCCGCGUUCCUCAGACGAUUCUUCGGAGCGCUUCCCUAUUCGGACUCGGUUCAAAUGCAAGCCGAGAUCUUUCUGCGAAUCAAAGAGUUCGAGAACAGCUGCGACAUUUGUACGCAGUCCAAGAAUUGA
This is a messenger RNA of Caenorhabditis sp. 36 PRJEB53466, 1449 nucleotides long. NCBI's taxonomy places the organism in Eukaryota, Metazoa, Nematoda, Chromadorea, Rhabditida, Rhabditidae. The record is from the annotation of a GenBank genome assembly.